UCCCUUUCCACCAAUUGUAGAGAGAGAGAAAAUAGAAAAAGAAAAAAAAGAAAGGAAGGAAAUAUAGAGAGAGAGAAAGAAGAAAGAGCACUUGUCCAUUCUCUUCCUCAUCACACAGACUCAGAUUUUGCUUCAACCUCAUACUUGGCACUUCUCUUCUUCUUUCUUCAGCAACAAUACUUUCAUCAUCAUCAAAAUCAUCAUCAAAAUCAAUCAACAAAUUCCCCAAUGCAACUUCCUUCAAUCAAUCUCUCACUCACAACAACGCAUCAAUCUCUCUAACAAUCUUCCUUCUCCUCCUCUUCCUCUUCUUCUUCAUCUUCAUCUUCAUCUUCCUCCCCCUCCUCCUCCUCCUCCUCCAUGGCUUCCUUACCCGUCUCUUCCCCUUUCUGUACUUGGCUUGUAGCCGCUUGCAUGUCCGCUACUUGCUUCAAAGACCAUUCCCUCAAUGCUUCAUCCAUCCCUCAUUCUUCCUCCUCCUCCUCCUCCUCCUCUUCCAAGAGAUCGAUAUCCACCUCUAGACGGAAACACUCUUUCUCUAAAUGUUUUAGUAUUACUUCUCAAUUCAAUACUGGAUUGGUUUCCUCUUCACCUCGAUUCAAUAUUCACGACCUUCUCCUCGACGAUUACUACUCUAACUCUACUACUUAUCCUCUACAAUACAAUCCUUUCUCUUUACUUUUUCCACCUACCUCUCUUCCUCUUCACAGCCGCCGCCGGAGACGUACGAAUCGGGCUUUACGUUCAGGUGAGACUGUCGCUAUAGCUGUUCAUCCAGCUGAAGAGGUGGGAAGCAAAAAGAAACACCAUACAAAACAAAGAAGAGUAGUUGUCACUGGGAUGGGUGUGGUGACGCCUUUGGGGCAUGAUCUUGACGUCUUCUACAAGAAUUUGCUUGAGGGUGUCAGCGGAAUUAGUGAAAUAGAGGCGUUUGAUUGCUCACAGUUUCCCACAAGAAUUGCUGGAGAGAUUAAAACUUUCUCUACUGAUGGAUGGGUUGCACCAAAAUUCUCUAAGCGGAUGGAUAAAUUCAUGCUUUACAUGCUUAUUGCUGGCAAGAAAGCCCUAGAGGAUGGUGGAUUUACAAAAGAGCUUGCAGAAGAGUUGGAUAAAACUAAAUGUGGAGUACUGAUUGGUUCAGCAAUGGGAGGCAUGAAGGUCUUUAAUGAUGCAAUUGAAGCGUUGCGAAUUUCAUACAAGAAGAUGAAUCCUUUUUGUGUUCCAUUUGCAACGACAAACAUGGGGUCUGCCAUGCUAGCUAUGGAUCUGGGAUGGAUGGGCCCAAACUAUUCAAUUUCUACUGCUUGUGCUACGAGCAACUUUUGCAUACUAAAUGCUGCUAAUCACAUAAUUAGAGGCGAAGCUGAUGUAAUGCUCUGCGGAGGAUCAGAUGCAGCAAUCAUACCCAUUGGUUUGGGAGGUUUUGUUGCUUGCAAUACACUUUCUCAAAGAAACAGUGAUCCUACCAAAGCUUCACGGCCUUGGGAUAUUAAUCGUGAUGGAUUUGUCAUGGGGGAGGGAGCUGGAGUUUUGCUUCUAGAAGAAUUGGAGCACGCGAAGCAACGAGGAGCCCAAAUCUAUGCAGAAUUUCUUGGUGGAAGCUUCACUUGCGAUGCAUAUCAUGUGACAGAACCACACCCUGAUGGGGCUGGAGUUAUUCUCUGCAUGGAGAAGGCAUUAGCUCAGUCUGGAAUAUCUAAGGAAGAUGUGAAUUACGUAAAUGCACAUGCAACAUCUUCACUGGCUGAAGACGUCAAAGAAUAUCAAGCUCUUGUACAUUGUUUUGGCAAGAACCGUGGGUUAAGAGUGAACUCCACGAAGUCUAUGGUUGGCCACUUACUAGGGGCCGCUGGUGCUGUUGAGGCUGUUGCCACCAUACAGGCCAUAAGAACCGGCUGGAUCCAUCCAAAUGUUAACUUAGAAAACCCAGAUAAAGGAGUGGACACAAGUAUACUUGUGGGUCCAAAGAAAGAAAGAUUGGAAAUCAAGGUCGCUCUGUCUAACUCCUUUGGCUUUGGCGGCCACAAUUCAUCUAUCCUAUUUGCCCCCUACAAGUGAGAAACACUUCAACUGAAAUGGGAGUCGUUCAGCCUUAUGUGUACAAGUUGCUGACUGUUGAGGGGAUAUUCGCCGUUGUCCAUUGAUCGUUUCAUAAGACACACAGCAACGCAAAUCGGUUGGCCAUUCAAUCGCUUGUGAUCGAGCAGGAUAAAGGCCAAUGAUCGUCGUCUGGGUAAACAUUAGAACAUUUUCCAAACCAGUUGUGUAGUACUAUGUUGAUUUUGACAAAUUAAGCUUAGCUUCUACAGCAUUGAUGAUAAACAAGACCCAAAAAAACAAAAAAACAAAAACAAAACCAAUCCCUUUUGAUCUGCAAUAGAUGGAACCGCUAAUUGAAGAGGUGUUUUGAUUGUCCUAA
Messenger RNA from Cucumis sativus (cucumber), 2419 nucleotides. RefSeq names its product 3-oxoacyl-[acyl-carrier-protein] synthase II, chloroplastic. The transcript is spliced from 14 exons. Gene Ontology annotation, biological process: fatty acid biosynthetic process. The coding region runs from base 361 to 2058 and encodes 565 amino acids. Gene Ontology annotation, molecular function: 3-oxoacyl-[acyl-carrier-protein] synthase activity. Gene Ontology annotation, cellular component: chloroplast stroma. The record is from RefSeq and is a predicted model, not a curated record. Lineage: Eukaryota; Viridiplantae; Streptophyta; Magnoliopsida; Cucurbitales; Cucurbitaceae.